AAAACACUUACCAAACCAAAAAAAAUAACAAUAAAAUAACACAUUUACCAUUUCAACGUUUUUCUUUUGAAUAAUCCAAUUCCAAUUCCAAUUCCUAUGAAAAUAAACUCAAAGAUCUAACUUCAAACUGAAAUUUCCGACGAAGAACGCGUUUUUCGUCGAUGGCGAUCCUCUACGCUUUGGUAGCAAGAGGCACGGUGGUUCUAGCAGAAUUCAGCGCCGUCACCGGCAACACCGGCGCCGUAGCUCGUCGCUUACUCGAGAAGCUUCCGACCGAAUCAGAUUCGAGACUUUGCUUCUCGCAAGAUAGAUACAUAUUUCAUAUUCUCCGAUCCGAUGGCCUUACGUUCCUUUGUAUGGCGAAUGAUACCUUUGGAAGGAGAAUCCCUUUCUCAUACUUGGAAGAUAUCCAAAUGAGGUUUAUGAAGAACUACAGCAGAGUUGCCAAUUAUGCACCGGCUUAUGCAAUGAAUGAUGAGUUUUCAAGGGUUUUGCAUCAGCAAAUGGAGUUUUUUUCUAGUAAUCCCAGUGUUGAUGCCCUCAAUCGUGUGAGAGGUGAAGUUGGCGAGAUACGCACUAUAAUGGUGGAUAAUAUUGAAAAAAUAUUGGAGAGAGGUGACCGGAUUGAACUUCUAGUUGAUAAGACAGCAACAAUGCAAGAUAGUUCAUUUCACUUUAGAAAACAAUCGAAGCGCCUUCGAAGAGCUCUUUGGAUGAAAAACUUCAAACUCUUGGCAUUGUUGACAUGCUUGAUUGUUCUUCUGCUGUACUUUUUAAUCGCUGCUUGCUGCGGUGGCAUUACUCUACCAUCAUGCAGAUCUUAAUUGUCACUCCUGCUGGUUAUAUUUUCUGAGCUCUGCAAAGAUCAAGAAGAUUCCUGUCAAUAUUCUACAUUGGGCACUUCAGUGUUUCAGAUUCAAAAUUAUGAGCUGGGUGAGAAAGUUUGUAAACGGUCCAGAAACAGUUACAUAUGGUUUCAUGCUUUCGCCGUUCUUGGUUCUGUAUUAUAAAGAUUACACAUGAAAGCCUGCAAAGAUACUAUUUUGUGAUCAUAGGGCCCUAAUCUGUAAAUGAGGAUUUUUACUAUCUUUCUUUCAAGUUCUAGGUUUAAAUUAAUUUUCGUACACAUUAUAUCCAUUUUAAUGCUUUUGUA
This is a messenger RNA of Medicago truncatula (barrel medic), 1153 nucleotides long. Its product is annotated as vesicle-associated membrane protein 714. The transcript has 4 exons. Gene Ontology annotation, cellular component: membrane. The record is from RefSeq and is a predicted model, not a curated record. Gene Ontology annotation, biological process: vesicle-mediated transport. Lineage: Eukaryota; Viridiplantae; Streptophyta; Magnoliopsida; Fabales; Fabaceae. Bases 162 to 824 code for a protein of 220 amino acids.